AUGAAUUGCCUCCUUUUAAGAACUCAUUCUAAAUUUAUUUUGAUAAUCAAAUAUUUGGAGCUAUAAAAUAAUAAGCAACAAAUAAAACUAUCUCAGGUAGAUAAUAUAGUAGAAACAAUCAAUUUUCAUGCUCUUAAAUAUGAAAUAUCAGGAAUAGUUUAAAUUAAUCCCCAUUAAAGUAGUUCUUAAUUAAUGGAAAUAGAGGAAGGUGACUCUUGA
Paramecium primaurelia is the source of this 219-nucleotide messenger RNA. The record is from the annotation of a GenBank genome assembly. NCBI's taxonomy places the organism in Eukaryota, Ciliophora, Oligohymenophorea, Peniculida, Parameciidae.